AUGGCGCAUCGUGUGGCGGAAGCCUUUCGACGCGGCUCUGUGGCUCUGGUGGCAGAUGUUGGACGGCCAAAUCGUGAAGCAUUCUUGACGCAACUGAAGCACUUGCUGCCGGAGGUGCCACUAGGUGACUUCUCUGUUGAAGGCUUGGCCAUUCAAGAGACAGAUGGCAAAGCUUCUCCACGCCGUGUCCCGGUGCAGCUGCUGGAGCUUCCCAGAGAUGGACCUGCUGGCAAGGUUGAGACAGUUGAGACGAUAACUUGCCACACUUUGGCCUUUCAACCUCGCCUAGGUCGCCGCCGCUUGUUGGAGACAAUACUGGAAAUGGGCACCACGGUGCGAGACCUCAAGGUGCAGCUGGAAAGAACUACUGGAAUCCCAGGAUCUUGCCAGAUCAUAGCGUCCAACGGGAGGCCUUUGUGCAAUUCCUUGGUGCUGCGGACAUGUUUGAAUCACAUCAUUUCCGCAGUAACAGUGCGAGAAGCAGACGAGUCCUGGGUCCAAGCGUUGGAGGCGCUCGGUGAGACUGGAGAGUCGACCGAGUUGAUCGCAACUUUGCCUGCGCGCUGUGAUGCGGCGUUCAGUGCGGCGCAUUCCAAGAUGGAGCAGAUUCGAAUCACUGCUGCGGACACGGCUGCCCAUUACAAGCGGGCCACUGCGAAGGUGGUGGCCAGUGCGAAUGGGCUGGAGGAUGCAGCAGAACACUUGCAGAGGAAUCGCGCAGUUGUGUUUGAGGUGAUACCGCGAGGCUCCAAAGGAGCUCGCAGAGCCGCGGAGGAUUUGAUGCAGUGUCGCAGCGCACUAUUGUCUGCUACACAAGCAAAUGGCUUGGUGCUGAACGGGUGGAGUGCUACCUCCAGUACCAUGCAGCCCGUGAUCGAAGCUUUCAAUGCAGAACUCAUUGAGCUCAGAGCUGCGCUGCGCCAAAGCAACGAGUUGCUCCAGCAAAGGUGUGACCUGUUGCACCUGCAGAGGUUCAGUGGCCGCCUUGGGAAUGGAGAUGUGGAACAACAUUUGCAACAGUGCCAAGAAGAGCUGGCAAGACUUGAAGCUGAUGAUCUGGAAAGGGCCUGCCAGGAGCUUGUGGCUGCACGCCGGAACUACAAAUUGGCCAUGAAAUCGAAUUUGCUGGCCAUCAAGAGGGCCAGCGAGUACCUGCAGCAGGAUGAACGAGUGGUCCUUUCCUGGGCGCUGAACCAUGUGUCCAAGGGCCGCACAUUGGAUCGGGACUUCAUGCUGACCGUCGUUCAAUCCAACGGGGAGGCUUUGGAAGAAGCAGCGCCACAGCUGCGGCAAGACCGCGAGGUAGUCUUGGAAGCCUUGCGCAGUUCCAAAGGUUGGGCUCUUCAGUUUGCUGCAGAAGAACUCAAGCGAGACCGAGACAUUGUUCUCACAGCAGUGCGGCGCAGUGGCUUGUGCCUCGAGUUCGCAGCCGCAGAGAUGCGAGCAGACCGCGAUGUUGUACUAGCUGCUGUGCAGGUUCAUGGCGAAGCCCUGGAAUUUGCAUCCCAGGAGCUGAGGCGAGACGAAGUUGUUGUGGCAGCUGCCAUUCAGACGAGUCGUGGUUGGGCUUUGCAGUAUGCUUCGGAGGAGUUGCGGAGGAAUAGGAAUAUGGUCCUUGGAGCCUUGCACGAGAAUGGUCUGAUGUUGGAGCAUGCAUCUCAAGACCUACGAGGUGAUGCUGAAAUUGCCAUGGUUGCCGUCACCUCCAACCCUUCGGCGCUUCAGUUUGCUUCAGAAAAGCUGAGAAAUUCCAAGAAGAUCGUUCUGGCAGCAGUUUCCAAGGACGGCUUUGCCCUGCAAUUCGCCUCCAGCUCAAUGAAGGCCGACCGUGAAGUGGUUGCAGCUGCAGUGAAACAGGCUGGAGAGUAUGUGCUGAUGAUUGCAGAUCCAUCAAUGCAGAGCGACUCGCAGAUUUCAGAUCUGGUUUCGCGGAAUGGUGGUAGCCAACUGGAUGGGCCCUUUUUCUCAGAAGGAUUCGUGGAGGUCUCCUGGACUGAGACUGGCUUUGGGAAGACCAAUUUGUCGGCUUCAGAGGCGGAGGUUGAUCACAGCUUACUGGGAGCACGGAUCUCAUUUGUGCUUGCAAAGUACGUAAGAUCAUGGCAGACUUCCACGGUGAUGCGUUGUAAAAGUUGGAAAGCUAUCCCACCGCCCUCGACCUUUGCAGCUGCAAGUGUUCAUGCCAUUGAGAUGGAGUGUGGUGAGAUCGGUAUUCCUCUGCCGCCACCGCCACAUGAGUUGCACAGACCUCGAAGAGAUCGGAAAGGAAUUGGCAGGACCUCCUUCAUGCAGGAUUCUUGUGCCUGUUGCACACAUACCGAGCAGGUGGAGUUGAGUCCUACAACCAUUGGUGAAUGUGGCAACCAUAUGAGUGUCAAGACUCGAUUUAUUGUUCGCAACAUUUGCUGCGACUCGGAGGUUCGUUUGAUCGAAAGGAUUGUCACUCCACUCCCUGGUGUUGAAAGUGUAUCCAUCAACACUUUUCAGAAGAUUUGCAUCUUGGUGCAUUGCCCACACUGCACGACACCAGACUUUGUCAUGGCAAACUUGAAUCGAACAGGAUUAGGUGCUGCCUUGCUCGGGCAAGGCAAUUUGGAGAUCAAUCCGGUGACUCCCACGAUUUGGGACAUGAUUCGUUGGCAUACUCGUCACUUGAUCGUGGAAAUCUCCGGUGUUCUCAUGCUGUUAGGCUUGUUAUGUUCUGGUUUCCCCGUCACUGGUGACAUCUUUCUGCUGCUGGCACUGCUGCUUGGCCUGUGUGGUAUCCUACCACAGGCAGUGGUUUCCUUGCAAAAAGGUGAGAUCGAUAUAACCACGUUGGUGAUACUGGCAGCCUUAGCUGCUGCUUUCCAGGGUGAAAGGGCCGAUGCAGCUCUGGUAGUUUUGCUUUUCAACUUAUCCAAGGUGGUUGAGUCGAUUGCUCUGAAUCGAGUUUCCAGUGCUUUGAGGGCGGUGAUGCAACUUCAAGCAGUUCAUACGGUUCAUAUGGUGGACGGCAAAGCGUUACCCGUCUCAGAACUGCAGCCGGGAGACGAGAUCGCCUUACGACCUGGCGAGGAAUGUCCGGCAGAUGGCUUAGUGUCCAAGGGCUCGGCCUCUUGCUCUGAAGCCGCGUUGUCGGGAGAAUCACAUCCCAUUCAAAAACAGCAGGGUGACCUGAUUUGCUCCGGAGCUGUGGUGCUGAAUGGCUAUUUGGAGGUCACUUUGACGACAGCUUCUUCUCAAUCUGCAGUGUCUCAGAUAGAAGCUCAGGUGGAAGAAGCUCAAAUGAAGAGAACAGAUCGGCAGCUGAUGAUCCAGCGUUUUGCACGUUGGUGGACACCGGGCAUCAUCAUUGUGGUGGUGACCAUGUGUGCUGUGAUCCCAUUGGUGGGUGGUGAUUUCUGUACCUGGAGCCAUCGUGGCCUGGUGAUUUUACUCACGGCCUGUCCUUGCGCCAUUGUGAUUGGAGCACCUCUGGCCACCACCUGUGCCAUUGCCGCUGCGGCUUCUCAUGGCCUGCUGGUGAAGCGGCCUGAGACUGUUGAGAAGUUGCCCCAGAUUGCCACCAUUGGUUUGGAUAAGACGGGAACCCUCACCAAAGGUGAGCUGAGUGUUCUAUCAGUGGAGAAUUUAGCGACGGAGCAAACCUUUGAAUGCCUGGAGCAAGAAGAAGCACUGAAAUGGGCGGCCGCUUUGGAAUUGCAAUCGGCGCAUCCGAUUGCUGCUGCGAUUGUGUCCAAAGCAUUGGGUUGCAUCGGGGAUGCUUUAGAGUCCUCUGAGCUGCCAACUGUGAACAACUUUAGAGUACUGCCUGGGGUUGGAAUACAAGGCCAUAUUUCAGACCCGAAGAUGGGUGAAUGCAAGGUGAUAAUUGGAAACAAGAAGGCUUUGACCGUGGCACAUGCCCGGCCGGCAGCUCACUCUCGUUUCAUCGCCUUCCAAGAGAAACAUCCUCAGCACACCACGGUGGCACUGUUGGUGGAUGGCCGCCUACACUUCGGCCUGGCCCUGAAUGACACGAUCCGGGACGAAGCUGCGAAGCUGUUGGAGGAGUUCAACUCCAUGGGCUACAAGGCCGCCAUGCUGACGGGGGACACCGUGGAGGCUGGGACCUUCGUGGCACAGACCUUGGGCAUUCAGGAAGAGCUGUGUCAUUUUGCCAUGACUCCAGACCAGAAGCGAGAAUGGGUAAGCACCCGGGAAGCCGAGGGGCGGCACGUUUUAAUGGUUGGUGAUGGCAUCAACGACGCAACUGCCCUUGCUGUCGCCCAUGUUGGAGUAGCCAUUGGUGAAACAGGAGCAGCGCUGGCAGCUCAGUCAGCUGACAUCGUGAUGAUGACUGAGAAACUUUAUCGACUACCGCAGUGUGUCCGGCUUUGCCGCUAUGCUCGGCGAGUUGAAAGACUGAACAUCGCGAUUCCCUGCGUUUUGAAACUUUUGCAGGCUUGCGUUGCAAUGGUGGUGGACCUCAAACUUUGGAUCGUAGUCUUGGCUGAUUUGGGCACCUUACUGUUGGCCUUGCUGCUUGGGGUAUCCAUCCUAUCUCCCAAUUUUUGGGAGAGUGGCGGCGGCGGCGGCUUCCUGACGGUCACCAGAACCCGAAGGUUCAGACGCCGAUUGAGGCAAUACGAGCAGUUCGGGUAA
Messenger RNA from Cladocopium goreaui, 4626 nucleotides. The record is from the annotation of a GenBank genome assembly. NCBI's taxonomy places the organism in Eukaryota, Dinophyceae, Suessiales, Symbiodiniaceae.